GCGUGUUUUGAAAACUUUAAUCGAAGUGUUCAGACCUCAGUGGCGUGUCAGAGAAGUGUUCGGGGGUAGUUUGAAGUCGAUGCACCUCCCGCACGCGAGUCCUGCCGUCAGGAUGGCAGACGUUUACGCUCAUAUCCACGAGUACUACCGGCAGAGUCACGGGGAGUUAGUACAGACUGGUUCUCCGGCUGUCUUGUGCUCUGCGUUACCUGGCCAUUGGAGGUCGAAUAAAUCAUUACCGUUGGCUUUUAAAGUGGUGGCAUUAGAUGACGUUCAAGACGGCACUCUAGUUACGAUAAAAGCUGGAAACGAUGAGAACGUGAUGGCCGAACUCAGGAACUGUACCGCGGUGAUGAAGAACCAAGUGGCAAAGUUCAACGACCUGAGGUUUGUGGGUCGGAGCGGACGAGGCAAGUCCUUCACCCUCACCAUCACCAUCAGCUCAUUUCCUUCACAAGUCGCCACCUACACCAAAGCAAUCAAAGUAACGGUCGAUGGACCAAGGGAGCCGAGAACAAAACAAAAUUAUGGCUACGGACACCCAGGACCGUUCAGUCCAUUCAUUCUGAAUCCCGGAUGGUUAGAUGCGGCGUAUCUCAACUACGCCUGGGCCGACUACUUCAGGCCCCCACAAAUGCGAGAGCCUUCCACGCUUAUCAAAGGUGGAGCAGCGCCGCUUACUACGCCACCCGUGACGAUACCUGGUGCUGAUUUAUUCCCCUUUCCUCCGGCUGUUACGAAUUUACCACCUGGUGGCCUAAUACCUCCACCCGGUGCAUUCUUACCACCGAACGGUCUUCUACCUUUCCCACCGCAUCCGGCGGAACUAGCACUAAAAAGUUUACCCCCUGAACUGUCUCUAAAGAGCGGUCUAACUCCUUAUGAAGCGUUACGACAAUUUCAAAACAAUGUUUCUUCAAUGGACACGUCUAGUGCACGACUAUCACCGACAAGCAGUAGACAGAGCGGUAGUCCGAGAAGUAUGGCCAACGCUAGUCCUGAUCGAUCGAAAACAGAUUCGAAAUCGGAAGCGAAUUCGAUACACGACGCAACGAUCACUGAUGAAUCGGACGAAGAACCUAUUGAAGUUGUAAAGUCCGCUUUCCACCCAACUAGGCCAGCGAAUUUAGAGCUUCAAGAAAUGAAAAGGGUUCAGGCAGCGGAUUCAACAGUUUCAGAUAGGCCACGAACACGCAAUGAACUGAAAUCAACUUCACAGCGUACUACCAGAGUACUUUCCACCAGUCCAACGUCAACCAAAAUCGCUAACGGAACAAUACCUAGUCACAAAUCUGUGUGGCGGCCAUAUUGA
Molecule: messenger RNA, 1312 nt
Organism: Bombyx mandarina (wild silkworm)
Lineage: Eukaryota; Metazoa; Arthropoda; Insecta; Lepidoptera; Bombycidae
Gene: run
Product: segmentation protein runt
Biological process (GO): regulation of DNA-templated transcription
Cellular component (GO): nucleus
Molecular function (GO): RNA polymerase II cis-regulatory region sequence-specific DNA binding; DNA-binding transcription factor activity, RNA polymerase II-specific; ATP binding
Source: RefSeq, a predicted model, not a curated record